ACCAAUCUAAAGCUGUAUAAAUAUCUACUGUCUGAUCUAGCAUUUCCUGUUUACACCAAAAGUAGUAUAAUCCUAGGCAAUUUAACUUCAAUCUGUGCAUGCUACUCUGUUUGUCUUCGAAGCAUCUCUGAUUUCUCUCCUUCCAAACUGUCCACCAUAUACUUGCUGGGAAAAUCUUCCAUCUCUCCUCCUUCUUUGCUGCAUUUCCAUCUCUGUUCCAACACUUCAUCACCUCUUUUAUGUUACCUGGUUUCACCCAUUUAAUUUUCCUCAUCUUGACGAAGAUCUGCCGAAGCUGGUCUGUCCACUUGCAAUGUAAAAAAAGAUGAUUGACUGUCUGCUUGUUCUCCAGAUAGGUAACACCUAGAACAUUGUUGGAAGCCUCUCUUAUUCAAAUUCUCAUGAGUCAGAACUGCCUCCUUUGCUAAUAGCCAUGAGAAACAGUUUACCUUGUAAGGUACUUUUGUUCUCCAAAUCAUCCUCCCAGGCCACCCUUCCACCUGAGUAUUUGUUGAGUUCAAGUCUCUGUAUGCAGAUUUGACAGUGAAGCACCCUUUGCUAUCAAGUUUCCAUACCAAAGUAUCACUCUCCUCUGUUAAGUUGUUAAAGUGAGCAACUGUGUUGUAGAAGUCUGCUAUCCUUGGCAUUUCCCAGUCAUUCAAGUAUCUUCUAAAUUGUAAAUUCCAACCCUGACCUGUCCACAUUUCAGCAACUGUAGCCUGUUGAGCUUGGCUUAAGAUGUAGAGAUCUGGAUAUAGCUGCUUCAGAGAUUCUUGAGCGCACCACUUGUCAUUCCAAAAGGUUGGUGCUGGCCUUCCUGUCAUAACAUCCUUAAAUCGCAUAAUUUCAUCAGGAGAUCCCGUCUACCGUAUUAUUGGGAGUUUGAGUGGUACCCUGGGGUAUGUAAUGAGUGAGGUUGAGGAUGGAAUGCCAUUCAGCCAAGUUGUUACUGCUGCUAAAAGCCUUGGCUACACUGAACCAGAUCCUCGGGAUGAUCUUGGUGGCAUGGAUGUAGCAAGAAAGGCUCUAAUUCUUGCUCGACUCCUUGGACGGCAUUUUAACCUAGAUGAUAUGAAGAUCGAAAGCUUGUAUCCUGAAGAAAUGGGACCAGAUGUGAUGCCUCUGGAAGACUUUCUACGGAAUGGCCUUCCCUUACUUGAUAAGAAUAUUGAAGAUAGGAUCAAUCAAGCUUCUGCAAAUGGGAAUGUUCUGCGUUAUGUUUGCUUCAUUGAUGAUUCGAGAUGUGAAGUUGGCACCCAAGAAGUUCCAAAAGAUUCUGCAUUAGGAAGAUUAAGGGGAAGUGAUAAUGUGGUGGAGAUAUACAGCCGUUGUUACGAGAAACAACCUUUGGUUAUCCAAGGUGCUGGAGCAGGAAAUGACACCACAGCAGCUGGUGUCCUAGCUGAUAUCCUUGACAUUCAAGAUUUAUUCCCUUAACUGAGUAUCGUACACUGAGAUUUAACAUCUGGUCCUCAAAGAUCGAAAGAUCGACUCUUCUUGUCCAUCUGCUUCUUCCAGAUUGGAGAUUGAAAUGAGGCUUCAGCUAGCACAUGCAUAUUUUGAAAAAUUUCUUGACAAACGAGAGUACCUUGUUAGUUUACAGUUAAUGAUAAUGCGAAUUCUCUCGCCUCUCUUGUCACUAGUGCAUAACGAUUCAAAAAGAAGUAUGGAACUACUGCAUAUAGAGGACAUUAAAAGAGUGAAUGGCAUAGCUGCAAAAUGUUGGCCUUGGUGCUGGACAAGUUUUCAGGAUUUCACUUCAGCUUAUAAUUUUAUUUUGUAAUGCCCAUUUUGAUACAUGGCCAUGAUGUUAUCACUAUUUUAGAGAUCCAUGUCUUAGUUAUUAUGAUUUUCGAUGUAUAUAA
Messenger RNA from Lycium barbarum (goji berry), 1865 nucleotides. Its product is annotated as homoserine dehydrogenase-like. The record is from RefSeq and is a predicted model, not a curated record. Gene Ontology annotation, molecular function: homoserine dehydrogenase activity; aspartate kinase activity. Lineage: Eukaryota; Viridiplantae; Streptophyta; Magnoliopsida; Solanales; Solanaceae. Bases 907 to 1437 code for a protein of 176 amino acids. Gene Ontology annotation, biological process: aspartate family amino acid biosynthetic process. The transcript has 8 exons.